AUGCCCUCCUCCGAGCUGGCCCACCAACACCCCCCGCCAAAGCAGGACCCACCAAAACACCCCAGCGCUUAUCCGUACGACCAGCCCCGCCAUGUUCCCCAGCUCCUACCGCAAGCCACGCCACCAGCGUUCAUGGCGGUCGUGAAACCCGAACCCGGGCUGGAGAGACGGUCCUGGCAACGCUUCGACCCGCGAGGCUCCAUCCCCAUCCCCUCAGGACCGUUCGGCCCUCCCGGCUUCCACCCUCACAGCCACCUGAUUCCCCACCAGACCUCCAUCAUUCCCAAAGAGGAGCCCCAGGCUGUGUACGGCCACCAGGCCGCUCAGGUCACCUCCAAGCAGGAAGAGACAGGUAGAAAGGACAAGAAGCCCCCGAAGCCCGGCAAGUACAUCUGUCAGUUCUGUGGCCGCCCCUGCGCCAAGCCCAGCGUGCUCCAGAAACACAUCCGCUCCCACACGGGGGAGAGACCCUAUCCUUGCCACUCCUGCGGCUUCUCCUUCAAGACCAAGAGCAACUUGUACAAGCACAGGAAGUCCCACGCUCACAAGCUGAAGGCUGGGCUGGUGUUGGGGGGCGGCGUUGGGGAGGCGUACGUAGACGCAGGCACAGGGGCGGGCGCGGCCAGGCUGGAGCUGGAGAAGGUGAGUGGGGACGAGCCCGAGGAGCACACGGAGGGAGACGAAAGCACAGACUCGGAGGACGAACUCUCGGGGAUGUCGGGGCAUUCGGUGGACUUGACGCCACAUAAACACAAGCACAUUCCAGGCUCCGUUUCGCUCGGCUCGCAGGAGCUCAGCCCCCCGCACGGACCCCCGUUCACGUCUCAGACGGACCCCUCGUGGGAAGAGGGCUCUCGCGCCUCCGAAUCCUCCCUUGACCUUUGCGUGAGCCACAAAGCCGAAGAUUCCCACUCGAUCAAACAGAAGCUGGCGCUUCGCCUGAGCGAGCGGAGGAGGGCAUUGGCUGACGAGCAGACCCAGACCUUCCUGAGCCCCGGCAGUAAAGGCAGCACGGAGUCCGGGUAUUUCUCCCGCUCCGAGAGCGCAGAGCAGCAAAUGAGCCCCCCGCAGACCAGCGCAAAGUCUUACGCCGAGAUUAUACUGGGCAAGUAUGGUCGAUACGGUCAAAGGACUUCCAUGAUAGCGGCAACCGCGACCCAAGGUUCUCAGCACAUGCCCACGGAGGAGAAACCCAGCACAGUCUCCUUCCCCGUGCACAAAACCCAAAUGGAACAGAACGUCAUCGAACACAUCACAAAACUGAUCACAAUCAACGAGGCCGUGGUGGACACCAGACAGAUCGAUAGCGUCAAACCCCGCCGGACCUCGCUGUCCAGACGCGGCAGCCUGGAAUCUCCCAAGGCUGGCACCUCGAGGGAGGCUUUCCAGUUCGACCUCAAGUCCCUGGGUUUGCCCAGCGGCCUGGGCACGGACCCGGGCAGCAGGUUCCCCUUCGGGGACGGGGCUGCGACAUCGCGUCUCGCCCAUGGCUCCGCAGAAACCGUGCCCCUCACGAGGAGCAAUUCCAUGCCCUCAGAAGGCAGCGCCGCCCUCCCCCACGCCUUCAAGGGCAGCUAUUCAUUUGACGACCGGAUGAUGGGGGCUGAGGGUGUCUUGCGAGGUUCCGGGCACUCGCUGGCCUCCCACCACCGCAUGUUGAGGAGGCAAAAAGCCAUCGAGCUGCCCUCGGGUAUGGACUACCAGUCGGAGGAAGGUUCGGCUAAAGAGAGCCCAGCUCAGGCUCUGAUUCUGGCUCAGGCCAGCGCAACCCAGCUCGGAGAGCGAGACGCUGGACAAAGUGACCUAGUGAAGAAGACCAGGAGGGGCCCCAGGGCCAAGGGGCUGAUGUACGAGUGUGAUAUCUGCGGGGCCCGUUACCGCAAGAGGAACAACUACGAAACCCACAAGAAGUAUUACUGUUCGGAGCUGCACGGCCCCAAGGGGAGGCCGUACCUGUCUCGGGGUCCCAGGGAGACCGAGGCCGGGCCCCACCAGGCCCCCCUGCCCCCGCAGGUGAUGCACUACAAGCUGGGCAGGUCGGAGCUCACGCAAGCCAGGAAACGGAGGAAAGAGAAGAGCCUCGGGGACGACGAGGAAAUUCCGACGGACUACAGCAGCCGCUCACUCUCCUCCUACGAGGCUCCCGCGCCCUGCGCUACUGUCACAUUUAGCCAGGCUGCUCCUCCCCCGUCCCCACCCCCUCACACUCACACCGAUAUACCACCCAGCACCCAAUCGGUAAAGUCACUCGCCCCCGGCGAAUGCCGACAAGCGGCGGAAGCUUCUCUCGGUUCAGACGCGGCGAUGCGAUCGAUCCCGUCGGCCUCGGCGACCGCCGGCGAGAGCGGAGGCAAGAGAGCGACCGGGAAGGAGAUCUCCGUCAUUCAACACACCAACGCGCUGAGCCGACCCGGCUCCUUCGAGAAUCAGGAAUCGCUGGUGCAGGAGAGCGUGCCGCUGGCGGCUGAGCGUUCCGGCCAAAAGAUUCCCGAGUCGGAAGCGAGCUGGCAGCCCCCCGCCCGGCAUCACCACCACCAUCACCCCUCGCUCGUCCGGCAGCACAAGAUCCAAGUGCCCGAGAUCCUGGUGACCGAGGAGCCGGACAAACCGGAGAGAGUGCCAGAGCCCGUCGUCGCCAAGGAGCCCGAGAAGCCGAUCGAGGAAUUCCAGUGGCCGCAAAGAAGCCAAACUCUGGCCCAGUUCCCGGCCGAGAAGCUACCACCAAAGAAGAAGAGGUUGCGGCUGGCGGAGUUGAGCCAGUCCUCGGGGGACUCGAGUUUCGAGUCGUCGAUCUCGCUGACCCGCAGCCCGAGCCAAGAGAGCAGCGUGUCGCACGCCUCCAGUCGCUCUGCCUCCUUCGACAGGGAGGAGCUUGGCAAAGGCGAGGGCUUGCUCAGAGGGGAGGUGUCAUGCCAGCCGGGGGAGCUCCGUGGCAAGCCCAGCGCUGGGCUCCACACGCUGGCGGUGCCCGCCAGCCAUUACUCACACCAUAGGGAGAUGCGUCGCUGCUCGUCCGAGCAGGCCCCCGCCGCCCAGCACCCCUCGGAGGGCUCGGAACCCCGCAGCAAGUCCUUCGACUAUGGCAGCCUGUCCUCCGAACCCCCCUCCUCCUCACUCCCCAUCCCUUCCCUCUCCCCGCUGAAGGAACGUAGACGCUGCUUCCUGGUACGCCAGGCCUCGCUCAGCAGUUACACCGACCCCGAGCCGGACCCCAAACCCGUCCCUCGGCACGAACAAGCCCCUCCGCCCUCCUUGUCCGCUCAGGCCCAAACCCCUCGCUAUCUCUCCCCUCCCCCUCCUCCGCCUCCCCCACCCUCACUGCCCCAUUCCUGCCAGCCGGGCGACUCACACUCUGAGCUGCCUGAAAUCUACACCCAUUCUCAUUCCCAACUGACGCAGGUCUCAUCACAGCCGCUAUUCCCAGCCCCUCAUCAUCAAGGCUGGCCAUUGCCGGUGACGACCGAAGUCCUUUCAGCUCAGCUGGUGCCCCCACUCUCCUACCACCUCUUCCCCUCCCCACAGUUGCCUGUUCACCUCCAGGUUGCUGCUCAGCUCCUCCAACACCCGAUCGAUUUGUCGACCCCCCUCCACCCCACCCCGCUGCACCCCGCCCCCACCCUCGUUGCCACGGCCCCCUUCCCCCUGCGCCCCCACCUCGCCCUCCAGCUGCACCCCGAUCCCGGCCCUCCCUUCAGGGAGCAGAAGCGUUUGGGUCGCCCGCCUGCUCCCCCCCCUUCUUCCUCCUCUUCCCCGCCGUUCCGCUCUCAGCCCGAGCCGGCGUUGCCACUGCCGCUGAUUACCCACUUCCCUGAGGCCCUGCCUCCUCUGGCACCGGUGGUUGUACCCGUCAGGGUUCAGACCCACAUGCCCACCUACGGCACCGCCAUGUACACCACUCUCUCCCAGAUGCUGGUGACACAGAGCAUGGGCAGCCCCUCCACAGUGGUUCUAUGCAGAGUCGAGGACAGCAGAGCCAAAGGCACUGUAGUGUGUACACCAGCCGGGCAGGGACUGAGCCUCAACUUGUCCCAGAUAAUAACCAGCCACCACAGAGACGUCUUCCAAGCCCCGUACUUACGGAUCCCAUUCCCCAUGACCGAGAGAAAGGGCUACGCAACCCUGGGAUCCCCCGCGGACCGCGCUUACGCGAGCGACUGUUACCCGUCUGCCAUCGGAGGCAGCAAGAGGAUGCUUUCCCCCGCGGGCAGUUUGGAGCUCACCAUGGAGAGUCAACAACAGAAGCGAGUGAAGGAGGAAGAGAUCGAAGAGGAGCCCGAAGAGAAAUCCGAGCCGGAGGAACGUCCAACUGCAAUACCAUCCGGGCCCGCGGUGGCCGGCAGACUGCACAAGCCACUGGCCACCAGACAGUGCGUUGAGUCAAAGGCAUCACCCACCCUGACCUGCCAGGAAUGGGACUCGGGCUCGAAGCUGACGGUGCCCACCCAACAGUCAACAGGGUCGUCCGAAAAGUACCAGCUCUGGCCGGGCUCCCAGUACAGCAGCAAAGCGAGCCUGGCCACCAUGAAGAAGGAAGAGCCAGAGACCACUAGGGAACGCUCUUCUCUCCAACUGCAAGAACCUCAGCAACCGACCUCCAGCACGUCAGAGGACACCCCCAGCCCCUUUCUCCUCACAGAUGUCAGUGACGUACAGCAGGUCCUCCACUUCCCCAGCCUCCACACAACCACUAAUGUCAGUUGGUGCUAUCUAAACUACAUCAAGCCAAAUCAUGAGCAGCAAACGGACCGAAGGGCCUCGGUGUACGCCAGUUGGUGCAUCAGUCUGUACAACCCCAACCUGCCGGGCAUGUCCACCAAGCUGAGCCUGGCUCUGCUCAGGUCAAAGCAGAGGACGAGCAGGGAAAUGUACACCAUGGCAGCUGUGUCGCGGCGAGAUACUGGGAAACUGGUACCAUCGAGUACAAGAAAACCCCGAGUCAGUGAGAUUCACGCUCCCUCCCUUCACUCCGGAGAAGGUAGAAAAGACACGUGUAAAAUCGAAAAGGAGGAGGAGAGGAAAGAGAAACAUGAAGACGACACCUCUGUGCCCAAGAGGAUGGAACCAUCCAGGAUCCGGAUCUUUGAAGGCGGGUAUAAAUCCAACGAAGACUAUGUUUACGUGCGGGGACGGGGAAGGGGAAAGUAUGUGUGUGAGGAAUGUGGCAUUCGCUGCAAGAAACCCAGCAUGCUGAAGAAACACAUCCGCACUCACACUGACCUGCGUCCCUAUGUCUGCAGCUAUUGCAACUUUGCCUUCAAAACCAAAGGGAACCUGACAAAACACAUGAAGUCCAAGGCCCACAGUAAGAAAUGCCAAGAGAUGGGAGUGACGGUGGCUUUGAUGGAAGAGCUGGAGUCAGAGGAAGGAACCAGCGAGGAGAAGCUCAAGAAAGCAGAGGAAAGCGAGGGCACGGACGCGACGGAAGAACAUCAGUUUUCAGACGUGGAGGAUUCGGACGAUGACGAAGAUAACGAUGACGAGGAUGAAGAGGAAGAGGAGGAGAGCCAAGAGGAACUGUCUUCGGAGAUGAGGAGCGUCAGCCCGAAUUCACUUGGGACAAUUACCACGUUCUCUAAGGGGGAAAGCUUGGCAUUGCCGUUGGACACCAUCUCAAAGCAAGAGCCCCUCCUGACCACUCACUACUCACUGAUGAGUUACUCAAUGUCUUCAUCUCACCUUCACGCCGGGCAACUAAUGGCGUCGUCGGAGCUGGGCACGGUGCCUGUGUGUUACGCUGCCUCUUACGCUCAGCUGGAGGGAAGUUCUCCAAUGUCACCGUUGACCUCCCCUGAGCGUCUGACAUCAUCGCACAGAGAAGCCUCAGCCAGAGACGCCUCCCCCAAGCGUCAGUGGUCCCCGAAGAGAGAGGUGCCGUCAGGAAGCCGUCUAUCACCGGAGAGAGAGGAGCCCUCGCCAGGACACAGGCAGGCAUCGUCGAGUCAAUGCUUCUCACCGGGGAAGGAGUUAUCACCAGGACGGGCUCCGUCGCCACGGAGACGCCCGUCUCCCGGACGAGAGGUGUCGCCCAAGCGCUGCUCAUCGCCAAGGACAGAGACGUCACCGAGGAGGGAGGUCUCACCCGGGCGGCCUUCGUCACCGGAGAGAAAGGGGUCGCCGGGUGUCGCCGUAUCUACAAGAUACCUGUCCCUGUGGAGGGACGCUUCUCCGCGGAGACGAGCAUCACCCGUCCGGACCAGGUCCCCCAGGAAAGAGGAGUCACCGGAUGCCAGGUGCCAGUCACCGCCUCGACCGAGCGGCCAAAGCUCCUCAUUCCUCACGCAGCAGAGUGGGGCGCCCUCCGCAGCUCUGCCACCCGGGCUGCCCGGCAAAGAGCUGGAACCACCUGACCUUCAACCGAAGACCUGGAGAUUCGGACAAGGCGGCUUGUACGAGGAGGUCUGUCCACCGCCCCUAGCUUGGUGUCCUCACCCGACCAGGACUCUGCCCAGCGGGUCGGAAGGGCAGAGUGAGGCGUGGCUGGGAUUCCGCCCUCGGGCAGGGGGUGCACUGUUCAGCCACCUGCCCCUGCACUCCCAGCAACUGGUAAGAACUCCCUAUCCCAUGAUCCCGAUCGGCGGGAUACAGAUGGUUCAGGCCAGACCCGGUGGCCAUCCCCAGGCUCGGUGAGCUCCCUGCAGCCGGG
Callorhinchus milii (elephant shark) is the source of this 6643-nucleotide messenger RNA. It is a transcript of the gene hivep3b, whose product is annotated as HIVEP zinc finger 3. Gene Ontology annotation, biological process: regulation of transcription by RNA polymerase II. The coding region runs from base 1 to 6627 and encodes 2208 amino acids. Gene Ontology annotation, molecular function: RNA polymerase II cis-regulatory region sequence-specific DNA binding; zinc ion binding; DNA-binding transcription factor activity, RNA polymerase II-specific. The record is from RefSeq and is a predicted model, not a curated record. The transcript is spliced from 6 exons. Lineage: Eukaryota; Metazoa; Chordata; Chondrichthyes; Chimaeriformes; Callorhinchidae. Gene Ontology annotation, cellular component: nucleus.